Molecule: messenger RNA, 669 nt
Organism: Myxocyprinus asiaticus (Chinese sucker)
Lineage: Eukaryota; Metazoa; Chordata; Actinopteri; Cypriniformes; Catostomidae
Gene: ndufb10
Product: NADH:ubiquinone oxidoreductase subunit B10
Exons: 4
Coding region: 79-591 (170 amino acids)
Source: RefSeq, a predicted model, not a curated record
AGCGCGCAUGCGCACAGAAGGGAUAUUCGAGGUCGAUUAAAGGUGUUUUGAAAUUUCCCUUCUUGUUUAUCCUCGAUAAUGCCUAAAGAUUACGAUAAAGAUGCAUAUCCCGAGCCUCCCCGUCAGACUCCAUUGGUGGAUAAGCAAACGGCACUGCCGAAUCCAGCUUUAAUAUUGUCAAAGCUCUUCUACUACUCCGUUGAUCUGCCUGUAACCACAUUCAGAGGUGUUAUCGAGGGCAUCCAGGGCAAUAAGAAGUCCCACUACUACCAUCAGGUGUUCCGUCGUGUCCCUGAAUUGACUGAAUGCCAGGAAGGAGAUUACCUGUGCUACUAUGAAGCUGAGAUGCAGUGGAGGAGAGACCAUAAAGUGGAUCAGGAGAUCGUGAAGGUGAUCCAGGAGCGUCUCAGGGCCUGCCAGCAGCGAGAGGGACACAGUUACAAACAGAAAUGUGGCAAAGAGCUGCAGCAGUUUAAUCAAGUUUCCAAGGCCUUUCAAUCACGCUAUGGGGAUCUCGGUGCAUACGCCAGCGCAAGAAAGUGUUUGAUGAAACAGAAGGAGAGAAUGAUGGAAGAGGCACAAAAGGCAUAAACUUGCCUCUCCUUCUGCUUUUCUAUGUCGCUCUCUCAUCUGUGUAUCAAAGUGUAAAAUAAAGUUAUUCCAAAGUGA